AUGAAACUUCGAAUUCCUAUUAGACAAAUUCUCAAUUAUUCCAUUCCAAAAAGAUCAAAUCACAGUUAUUGUUUAAGACGUGAGUUUUGAUGUUUUUUUUUGUAAUUAGUUAUUAAUUUUAGAAAAGUUAGGUUUAAAAAAAACCACGUGUCGUGUUUUUGAAAUUGAAUUUUUUUUUUUGGAAAAUCCUAAAAAUUAAAAAUUUUCAUGUUCUCAAAAAUUAAAAAAAAUUGAUUUUUAAAUUGAAAACAAGUUUUGAAGUAUUAUUAAAAAUAUUUUUUGAAAUGUUAUUUUUGAUGAACAUUUUACAAAAAAAAGUAAUUCCAGAGAUCAUAAGUAAGCUUAAGUUACAAAACAAUUCUGAGAAUUAUUUUUUUUUCAAACCAAAAUUGGAUUGUCAAAAAACAUAAAUUACUUGAAAAAAUCUAAAAUUUGAACCAGAGAUUGUUUUCAGCAAGUAUUGGUUUGGACUCGGAUUUGAUUGAAAUUCAAAAUGUUGCACACGACUUCGCAAAACGAGAAAUGUAUCCGAAUAUGGCAAAAUGGGAUGAAAAGGUUCCCUAAAAUCCUAUUUUUCUCUAUCUCAUCUAAUUCUUACAGCAAGAAUUACCUCUUGAUGUUUUGAGAAAAGCUGGUGAAAUGGGAUUUGGUGCAAUUUAUUGCAGUUCCGAAUUUGGUGGAUCAGAUUUGUCGAGACUUCAUGCAUCUGUUAUUUUUGAACAACUUUCAAUGGGAUGUGUUUCAACUGCUGCUUAUAUUAGUAUACAUAAUAUGUGAGUUAAGGAUUACUGUAUAUAGCUUUGCGAAAAAAUUACCUUAUCUCAACUCCUAGCUCCAAAAUAAAUAAAGUAAAAUGAUUUUAGGUGUGCUUGGAUGUUAGAUACUUAUGGAUCAGAUAAUUUGAAAGCAAAACACGCUGAAAAAAUCGCGAGUUUUGAAGAAUUAUGUUCAUAUUGUCUAACAGAACCAGAUGCUGGUUCAGAUGCAGCAAGUAUUCGAACAACAGCAAGAAAACAAGGAGAUUAUUAUGUUGUAAAUGGAUCAAAAGCUUUUAUUAGUGGAGCUGGAACAUCGAAAAAAUAUUUUGUAAUGGUUCGAAAAGAUGAUGGACAACCGGGUGCUAAAGGAAUAUUCUGUUUAUUGAUUGAAGAUGGAAUGGAAGGAUUUAGUUUUGCGAAAAAAGAGAAUAAAUUAGGAUGGAAUUCACAGCCAACUAGAAUUUUGAGCUUUGAGGAUUGCAAGGUAAAUUGGAGAAAAAUUGAGAUUUUUUAGAAACAAUUAUUUAGAGCUCUGGCAGCUUAGAAUUUGCUAAAAAAAUUGGAAAUAGUUUAAGAAUAUCAAAAAUAGUAUCAUCAAUGAAAAAUAUUUUACAAAAAUUUCAUCAAGAUUUGAAGUGUUGAGUAAAAAAUGUUCUCAAGAUACCGUAGUCCUGUUUUUUUGUCAACACAUUUCAAAACAUUACAAGGCUUUUGUAGUAAUUUUUUUGAAAAAUUGUUUGCAGGUUCCAAUUACCAAUCAAAUUGGUGAGAACGGUUAUGGUUUCAAUAUUGCAAUGGCUGGAUUAAAUGGUGGCCGAGUUAAUAUUGCAAGUUGUUCUUUAGGAGCAGCGCAGAAAAGUAUGGAUUUGGCAAUUGAACAUUUGAAAAUCAGAAAACAAUUUGGAAAAACAUUGUCGAAUUUCCAAUAUAAUCAAUUCAAGUUAGCAGAACUCGCAACAAAAUUGCACACUAGUCGGUGAGAAUUUAAUCGGGUGGAAUUUGCAAUAGAAAAUGUGUUUAUUUACAGUCUAAUUGUUCGCGAUGCUGCAAAACAUCUUGAUUUAGGAACAGAAGAAAAAGUAGCAAUGUGUGCUAUGGCUAAACUUCAUGCAACUGAUAAUUGUUUUGAGGUACAGUAUGAAAAGUACAGUGUGCCAUUCAAAAAUAAAUUGCAGGUUGUGAAUGGAGCUCUUCAAAUGUUUGGAGGUUAUGGAUUUUUGAAAGAUUAUCCAAUUCAACAAUAUCUUCGAGAUAUUCGAGUUCAUCAAAUUCUUGAAGGAACAAAUGAAAUGAUGCGAUUAUUGAUUAGUCGCGAUCUUCUGACUAACGAAAUCUUCUGGCCAAACUAA
Caenorhabditis angaria is the source of this 2107-nucleotide messenger RNA. Lineage: Eukaryota; Metazoa; Nematoda; Chromadorea; Rhabditida; Rhabditidae. The record is from the annotation of a GenBank genome assembly.